UUUGACGUGAACGUUACUCGAGGAUGCUCUGAUAUCGACAAAAUGGUCCAGCUCUCUUCAUGGGUGGAUCUUUGGGAUCAAGCGACUGAUUUUAUCAAAUAUCAUGAUACUGGUAUAAAUCUUCAUGAAAGAUUAUACAAAUUUUUAAUUGAUUUCGCUAAGCUACAAAAAGAUGCAUUUAUUGCACAAAAACGAUUAUGUGAAAAACAUUUGUCUGAUGCACAAAAGUGUUAUGGUGUCUCUAACAGUUAUGUGUCGUUUUUUAAUGAACUUAUACAAAUUGUUCAGCAUAUCAUAGAUGCUGAAAAUUUGAUUUCAUGCUCUUUUGAAAUACAUGCUAGUAGUGAGGGUAAAUCGAUUAUUGAAGAUGAAAGGCGACAAUUGAAACGAUGGAAAAAUGAAAGAUCAAAAUUAUCAAGUGAACUGAAAUCUCAAACACGUAUUAUCGAUGAUGAGAUUAAACGAUACCGCGAUAAAUAUCGUGAUAUGGUCAAGGCUAAAGAGGACUAUGAACGCAUCAACGCUGAUCAGAGUCAUUCACAAUUCGAUGUCGAAAAGGCUUUAAGUUAUGCACGAUUGAAAGCGACUGAUUUUGAAAGAGCACGCAAAGAUUAUUCUGCUGCUUUGGAUCAAUUUAAUUUAUAUCGGAAGGAUUAUUAUUUUCGUUGUUUACCAUCAUGGGCACAAGUUGGCCAAAGUUUAGAAGUUGAGAGAUAUACACGUACACAAUCUUUGAUUAAUAUACUAUAUGAACGAUUACGAGUGGCAAUUGAUCGCAUGAACAGUGUAUGCGAUGAAUUCAAAUCUGUGUGUACACAUCUUAAUUCGGAUCAAGAUUCUGAAGAAAUCAUAAAAUACUUACAGAGCAAUAAUCCACCACCUGGAGAUAUCGCUUUUGUGGAUUUGUAUUCAUCUUCAGUAAAUAAUAGUACAACACCAUCAACUGUAACGCAACCAGUGUAUGCAAAACAACAAAGCAAUAAUUCAAAUGAACCAAUUUAUUCAUCGGGUAGUGUAGUUCUUCCAUCGAAUUUUCAUUGUUCCGUUUGGGCAGCAGAUCAUGCAGCAUUGGCAUCGAGUAAACAAUGUGGUAAUAAUAAUUAUGCACCACCAUAUUCCAUUCCUAUUGGAGAAACAAUCUAUGGUGAAUCCGGUUCUAUAUAUUCUACAUCUUAUGCUUCCACAAUAUCAGCUAAUAGUUCACAGAAUGGUGUUGUCAGUGGUGUUGAUAGUAACUUAAGCCGUCGUCCAAGUGCUAGUGAUAAUUAUUCUACUUUAAAUCUCCGCAAUUCUUCUAUGUCUAUAAAUGGUGCAACAUUUCUUCGGAGGAUUUUUUCACGGCGUAGUAGGAGUGUGGUAAAUUUGAAAACAAUCGCAGAUCUAUGCGAUCCAGGUCGAAUAAAACGUCAACAAACAAUUCAAACCACUUGUUUAUUCGAUUCAAAAAGAAGAGGAACUCAUAAUCCUAGAAUUACUAGCAGUGUUGAUAGACCGAAAGAUAAUACAGUUACAGAUGCCAGUGAUUUCUCUGAUUCAAAUUCUGAAUUCGAAAAUAAUAAUCAUACAAGUGAUAAAACAACCAAUAACACUAAUAGUUUGAGACGAAAAUUUAGAAUUCAUUCAACUACUGACAGUGAAAAUGUAGCCUAUGCAACAACAUCUGUCCUAAAUGGACUACCUCAUUCUACGGCUAUGUCAUAUCAAUCUCCUGGCAAUGAUAUUCUUACUUCUACUAUUCGUGUUGUUAAAGCAACAACAACAACAACCAAUCAUGCUCCUUCCCACUCUCUUCCUUCGUGUUCUGAUUCGCAAGUGAGAGGUUUAUCAUUAGGUCGUGAAAAGUCUUCCAUUCCUCUUCAUUGUCUUGCUACAUCAGGUAGUUUCGAUAAACAGGAUAAAUUGUUUACUGCUCCUUUAGCUAAACAGGAAAGUGCUUCUAUUGUAAAUCCAGUUGAAUCAUUUUCACAACAAACUUCAUCAUCAACAUUUAAUCGACCACCUGAAACAUUGAACGGUCAAAUGCUUAAUUUAAAACAAAAUUUAAUAACUAACAGAACUGUAAUGAAUAAUAAUGAUGAUAAUAGUAGACACUCAAUGUUAAAUGGAAAUUCUCAUCAUACCGAUAUAAACUCUAAUCACAAUAAUAAUACAUUAAAAUAUUCUCAAAUGAAUUCAUCAUUUAAUCAUUAUGAAUUAAAAAAUUCAAAUCAAGUUUCAUAUAAUCAAAAUAUAAAUCUUUUAAAAAAGCAUGAACAGCAAGAACUUUGGUACUCGCAACUACAUAAGUAUCAACAACAACAACAGCCACAGGACCAGUCAUUACGUCAUCACCUUAAACAUGAACAACGAGUGGUUGAAUCUACAAUAGAUCAUAAUGUCGAUUCCACUAGUUCAAUAUCAUCUAGUUAUUGUCACAAUCAAGAUGAUAAUAAUAGUCAUAAUCAUAAUAAUAAUAAUGGACAAUCAAAAGAAUCACAAAUCGUUGCUGUUGGUGAUUGUUGUGCCUUAUAUCCAUUUACAGCUGAUGGUUUCGAACCGUGUUAUUUGGCAUUUGAGGCUAAUGAAAAAUUCUAUAUUUUGGCAACUGAUCCAACAGAAGAUACCACUGAUUGGCUUCAUGUAUGCCGUAAACAGCGAACACAAGAAAUAGGUUACGUUCCUACAGCGUAUGUUCAAAAACGUUUUUAUUCCCAGCCAGUUAUAUUAUCAAAUUCAAAAUGUGUACAACUACACGACUCGGACUCAUCAUCAACUACCACUAAAACAGCUAAUACUACCACACCAAAAUCUAAAAAAUCUAUGAAUUCAACACGAAAAUCUCCGAGGAGUCCAGUGAAUAAUAGUGUUGGCAGUAAUAGAAGUAUUAAUUCUGGUAUGGUGCCGAUGAACAGAAAUUUCAGAGGUACUUCCCCUUACGUUCGUUUAGGCGGAGUUCCACGAGAUACUGAGUUAUGAUAAUAAAUACAAAUAAUUCUUUGAAGAGGUUUAUUUUCUCGUUUAUGCCUUUUUUUUAUACAUACAUUAUGAAUGUGUGCUCAUGCGUACACAUUUUUUUAAACAAUGGAUCAUAUCAUUUUCAAUAUUCACUUUUAUAGACAAUUUUUCAAUAGUAUUAUUCUUGUUGUUUAUUUGUAUUUUUCUUGUUUAAAAUACGACGAUCGACAGUAUGACACAAUCCCCGUCUCCCUAUUUGUACAUAUGGAUACAUACAAUCAUUUUACUGUCAUAUUAUUCACUGAUGCCUUGAUUUUUCGAUAAAAAUUGUCAAUUCUAUGGACUUUUUGUUUCUUCUACAUUAUUUAUGCGCUAAUUUGAAUGUUUCCUUUUUUCUUAGAUUUUUUAUUAUACCACUCACUACCUUUGAAGCUGUCUCACACAUAUGACAGAUAUUUAUUUGGUAAUUUUUUUCCUUUGAAAUUAUUGUAAAUGAUAAAGGGUGAAGGAGUAUCAUUUUAUCCAUAUUGAUCAUGUUUUUACUAUUUACUGUCAAUCAACUUUUAUGACUACUAGACAAUAAUUAAGAUAAUCAGUUUUCAUAUUCAAUUUAAUUUAGUAUUUUUCCUGAAUUACAUUUGUAGGCGACAAUUCAUGUUUUUUUUACAGUUAUGCUUUAUACUUACAUCAAGUUAUUUUGUAUAAUGUUUGUGUAUAGUAUACAUGUUGUAUUCUUAUACGAUGUCUUGUUUAGUGUGCAGGUAAUAAUAAUUCGGUGUUAAAUUCCACUUUCUUGUGUAUUUACUCACUAGUAUGUGAAACCAUAUAGUAUUGAUUAGUCAAAAU
This is a messenger RNA of Schistosoma turkestanicum, 3780 nucleotides long. NCBI's taxonomy places the organism in Eukaryota, Metazoa, Platyhelminthes, Trematoda, Strigeidida, Schistosomatidae. The record is from the annotation of a GenBank genome assembly.